Perca fluviatilis (European perch) is the source of this 6061-nucleotide messenger RNA. RefSeq names its product zonadhesin-like. Gene Ontology annotation, cellular component: membrane; extracellular matrix. The record is from RefSeq and is a predicted model, not a curated record. Bases 92 to 5602 code for a protein of 1836 amino acids. The transcript has 25 exons. NCBI's taxonomy places the organism in Eukaryota, Metazoa, Chordata, Actinopteri, Perciformes, Percidae.
GGUGGUCACAGUGACUCUACUCUUUCUAACUCAGACAUGGACUCAGUGCAGGGCUGAAAAUGACUUUUCAUUAGUUACUUUACCAGAUUGGAUGCCAAAUUCAGAAUAUGUUAAAAAGUGUUUCUACGACAGACACAGCAAUCCGAUUUGUGACUGGAACCAACGAAGAACAGACGAUUUUGUAAUGACCACUUUAGAAAGUGGUCCACUGGAGCUGGAGGGCAAGGCCUGUCUAGAGUUUUGGUACUUAUCGCCGGUUGCAGCUAAUGAGUCAGAACUUCGCAUUCUGCUUAAAAGCAGCAUUGGUCUGAUGGAAAUCAGGACCUUACCUGCCCUGCCCAGGGAUUUUUGGAGACAAGUGUUCGUCCCCUUGAACAUCAUUGAACCAGGGACUGAGGUUGUUGUCGAAGCAGUGUCCAAGGAGGGAGGGCAGUUCAUAUUUAACCGGAUAGGUGUAAGAAGAGGCUCAUGUGGACCACAGUGUGAAAUGGACACAGAGUUCUGGACAGAUGAGUCCACCCGCUGCCGCUGUUCUGGUGGCCAGCUCGCCUGCUCUCCCUUUCAGUGCCCUAAGGGCCAAAUCUGUGGUCCUCAAAUAGGAAGCUCUAGUGGGAUUUCCACCACUGGGACGUGCACUAUACACCGUCACACAGAAUGCAGCACUUUUGAUGGGGUGCUGUUCCGCUUCAUGGACCCUUGCACCUACAUGCUGGCUAAGACCUGCUCACCCUCUGAGGCCCUGCCCAUGUUCAGUGUGGAAGUGGUCAAUAAGCAGAACAGGAACUCAUCUCUGCCAACUGUUCAGAAGGUCAUUGUGAACAUGGGGAAGUUUAGGGUGUCCAUGCUGAAAAGGCAAACACAUCGGGUUGUGGUUAAUGGGGUCUGGAAGAAGCUUCCACUGAGCCUCAGCAGAGGCACUAUCAACAUGAAGAGCAACCCAGCUGCUGUUGAAAUGGAAACCAGUUUUGGUCUUUCUGUCUCAUAUGACAACUCUGGUGCUGUCCAUGUCACCCUGCCAUCCACUUACUCUGAUAAAGUCUGUGGCUUGUGUGGAAACUUCAACUACCUCAAUGUAGAUGACUUCAUAAAGCCUGAUGGAACAAAUGCCCAAGAUGCUACAGCCUUGGCUGAGAGCUGGCAGACUGGGGAAACCAACUCCUCCUGUGAAACCAUUCUAGUACCUCAUCAGUGUGACCCACUGGAGGAGGCUGAGUAUGCUAGUGAGCUGUACUGUGGAGGCCUCCUCUCCAGCACGGGGCCCUUCGCUGACUGCCUAUCAGUUAUUGGGGCAGAGAGCUACUUCAGGGACUGUGUGGUCGACAUGUGCUCUACUCAUGGUGACCCGGCGGUGUUUUGUAAGACCUUACAGGUCUUCACUGACAUCUGCCAGGAGGCUGGAGUCGGUGUACCCAUGUGGAGGAACUCUACAUUCUGCCCCCUUCAGUGUGGUGAGAACAGCCACUAUAACACAUGUGCUGAUGGCUGUCCAGAAGUGUGCUCCAGUCUGGAUAUAGUUGGCUUCUGUGGAAGCUGUGAGGAAAGAUGCGAGUGCGACUCUGGCUUUCAGCUCAGUGGGGGAAAGUGUGUCCCAGCAGAGGACUGUGGGUGCUGGCAUAAUGGCAAACACUAUGAGAAAGGAGCAACAUUCUCAAAGGGAGAGUGUGAGCAGCAGUGUCAGUGCAUGGGUAACAAUGGCCUAGAGUGCACCACAAUGCAAUGCACAGUCAAUGAGGUUUGUAAGGUCAAGGAUGGGGUCAAAGGCUGCUUCCCUUUCAAACCCGCCACCUGCAGCGUGUAUGGUGAUCCACACUAUAUCACCUUUGACGGGUGGGCAUAUGACUUUCAAGGUGGCUGCAGUUACACGCUGACUACCACGUGCGGAAGACAAAGCUCAGUCCAGUUCUCUGUGAUUGGACACAACACGCAUCCUCCUCUUCAGAACUUCACCCGAUCCAAGCUGGAAGCUGUGACUCUUCAGGUCGACGAUCUAUACCUCACCCUGAAUCAGAGCGGAGAGGUCUAUGUGAAUAACAGCCGUGUCUCGCUGCCCUAUUCCACCAAUGGUAAAUACGGCUCAGUAUGGGUCUACCUGAAGAAAAAUUAUAUUAUCUUGGAAACAACCUUUGGCCUCAGAAUGAUGAUAGAUGGGCAGAACAGACUCUUCCUGAAGGUGGAUGAGCUCUACAAGUAUGAACUGUGUGGACUCUGUGGCACGUACUCGGAACGGCAGGACGAUGACUUCAUAACACCAGGAGGCCAAAACGCUACUGAGUCAUUUGAGUUUGGUAAUAGCUGGAAGGUUCCAGGCAAUAAUGAGUGUAUUUCCCAUCCAAAUAAUCCCAGACUUUGUGAUUAUGAUGAGGAGAAUGUGGCCUACAAAGAGUGUGAGACACUACUAGGGGAUGUCUUCCAGCCCUGCCAUGAACCCAUUCACCCAAGCAGCUACCUCAAAAGUUGUGUGUAUGACUAUUGUGCCACCAAUGGUGACCAACACACCCUAUGUGAAUCUCUCGAGUCCUAUGUAGCAGCAUGCCAGGUUAAAGGAGUGGAGCUGCCCCAAUGGCAGACAGACACAGCCUGUGCUGACCCCACAACCACUGCAACUGCAUCUCCAACUCCUACCUCUCCAACACCAGAUCAGACUCUCUGUCCCAUAAACUGUGACUUUGAAAAAAGUCUGUGCGGGUGGGAACAGCUCAUACAGGACAGUUUUGAUUGGACAAGACAUUCAGGACCCACCCCAUCAAGCCUAACUGGCCCAAACCAAGAUCACACCACUGGAGCUGGUUUCUACAUGUAUAUUGAGGGAAAUGGUGUAACCCAUGGAGAUUCAGCUCGUCUGUGGAGCUCAACAUGCCAUUAUAAUGGCCCACUUUGCCUGCACUUCUGGUACCAUAUGUAUGGUUCAGCCACAGCCAUGGCCCUUAAUAUCUACCUGACCAAAGGCAAUAAAUCUGUCAAGCUCUGGUCCAUGAUGAAUAACCAAGGACCAGCCUGGCAUCUAGGAAAUGUUGACAUCAGAGUGUCUGGUCCAUUCCAAAUCAUAGUGGAGGGAAUUCGAGGCGCUGAUGCUUUAUCAGACGUGGCCAUUGAUGACAUUUCUAUCAACUUUGGCUCAUGUUUAGGUAACUUACCUGGCCUGAUUAUUGGAACUGAACUUCCUUUCACAACUGUGGAGGUCUUCCCCUCACACCCAGUCUGCAAUAUAGACUGUAGCUUCAACAGCAACCUUUGUAGCUGGAAUCAGAUGAUCACAGAUGCUUUUGACUGGACAUGGCAAAGUGGUUCCACCCCAACCCUGAUGACUGGGCCCUCUGCUGACCACACUGGUGAUGGCCACUAUCUUUACAUCGAAGCCAACAGUGCGUCACAUGGAGACACGGCUCGUCUCAUCAGCUCUGAGUGUUCUGAAUCUGGUCCACAGUGUCUGCAGUUCUGGUACCAUAUGUAUGGCUCAGCAGAUACAAUGGGCCUUCAUGUCUACUUGUUUCAGGAUAGAAAGGCUGACGCCGUUUGGUGGAAGCGAAAUGACCAAGGAAAUAUGUGGCACCUGGCUCAGGUGGACAUCACAACAACUGGAGCUUUCCAGAUCAUAUUUGAGGGGCGAAGAGGUUCCAACGAUCAGUCGGAUGUUGCCAUGGAUGAUGUAUCACUUCAUCGUGGGCACUGCACAGACCAAACUAGACCAACAACUCCUGCUCCCACAACCUUCAAUCCAGUUGCAACAGCAGAUCCAGAGCUUCCUCCAGCAAACAGCUCAACUACUACACAACCACAAACAUCUACUUCAUCAAAACCCCAGCCACCAUCAACAACUGUUUUUACAACGGUCGCCACAACAACAGCAGCCACGACUGAUUGUGAUACACAAACCCCUACAAAGCCAGCAACAACCGUAACCCCAAAAACUUCAAAUCCUGAUGUCCCAACAACAAGACCACAGCUACCAAUAACAACAACCACAACUGGACCCCAAACUACAGCUAGACCCCACCCACCAACAACAAAGCACCCAGGAGUUGAAACUUCAGAGCAACCAGAACCUGAAAUUACAGAAAAACCUCAAACAACAGCAAGACCAGAGCAACCAGCUACAUCAACUAACGAACCCCAAACCACAGCUAAACCCCAACCCCAAACAACAGAAGAUCAUGAACCUACAGCUGGAUCACAAGCACCAACAGCUACACCAGAAUCUCCAACUGACAGUCAAUCACAGCCACAAACAACAGCAGGACCACAACCAUCAACCACAAUUCAACCACAACCAUCAACUACAGCUCAACCACAACCAACAACAACAGCUACACCACAACAAUCAACAACAGCUACACCACAACCUCCGACAACAGCUAGACCACAACCUCCAACCACAGCUCAACCACAACCGCCGACAACAGCUACACCACAACCUCCAACCACCGUUAAACCCCAACCCACAACAGCCACACCACAGCCUGCAACAACAUGGCAACCACAACCCACAACAACAGAUGGACCACUACCUACAACAACCAAUAAACCACAUCCGACAACAGCACACCCUUGCCCAGAGAACAGUCAUUACACUACUUGUAUCCCUGGUUGCAGUCCAACCUGUACAUACCUGAAUGGUCCACCCCGCUGCAGUGACGAUAAUCGUUGCGUGCAGGGGUGUGUAUGUAAUGAAGGCUUUGUGCGGAAAUGGAGGGUUUGUGUGCCUAUCCAACGAUGUGGAUGUAUGGACAGGAACGGCACUAAACAUAAGUUUAAUGAAGUGUGGUACACCAAUCACUGCAGUCAGAAAUGUAAAUGUGAAAAAAACAAUGGACUGGGGAAGAUUAAAUGCCAGGACAAAGAUGAGUGUGAUGGAAAUGCUGUCUGCCUUCAAAAUGCAGAGGGCGAUUAUUACUGCAAGUAUACAGGCUUCAGUGAGUGCAGAAUCAAUGGAGACCCUGAGUACCGAACCUUUGAUAAAAUGAAGCAUGGCUUUAAGGGUGAGCGGUCAUAUGUGCUGGUCCGGACCAACAACUUGCCAAAUAACCAUCCACAUGUUUACAUCGAGGGCAACAAUACCAUAAAUGAUGGCGAAGAAAGUCUUUAUCAUGCUGGCAGUGAAGAAGACCACAGUCACAGAAUCAGGGAUGGAGAUGAUGAUGAUGAUGAUGAUGAUGAUGAUGAUGAAGACUAUAAUGAAGAAGAUGAAGAUGACAACAACUAUGAUGACGACAUUGAAGAGCAGGAGGAAUAUCCCAGACUACAAGUGUUUAAGAAAUCCCACAGAUUACAAGAGCUUAAAAUCAUAGUGUAUAAUCACACUGUGGAGUUCAAGAAGAACCGGAGGCUGGUCGUGGAUGGAAGGAGAACUAAUACUCCGGCCUCACCGACUGCUGGGCUAAACAUCUGGGAGCAUUCCUCUCGCAUCUACCUGAAGACCGACUUUGGCCUCUCAGUGGAGUUUGACGGACACAGCAGAGCAGGGAUCAUUCUACCACGCAUAUAUAAAAGGAAGGUGGGGGGUCUGUGUGGGAACUUUGAUGGUUACAGACACAAUGACCGGAUGAAACCAGAUGGUACCAGGGCCCGGAGUGUUCAAGAGUUUGGAGAGAGCUGGAGAGUGUGAAUAUCAGAUGGAUGUAAAGAUGAGACAUGGCACUUAAAAAUAACCUGUGGAAGUUUUGACCACUAGUAGAAACAUCACUGUGGCAGUUUACAAGAAAACUCCACACUGAGGAUAUAUAUCACCUAUAAAAUAAGAACAGACAAAAAUAAUGCAGAUUUCAUUUUUUUUCCUUAGACAAGGUAUCCUCUCCUAAACCUAAGCUACCAAACAUGACUUGGCAUAAACAUAAUCAGUAGCAAAUAAAGCUUUUUGGGAUUUUCAUGAAUCUGCUACUAUUUUAAAAAACAUCGUAACUUUCUCAAAAAAUAUUUGUACUAUAUAUCAGGAUUUACUUUUUUGUUUCAUUGCUAACAGCAUACUUUUUAUUUCAAGGUGAUAUUAUUACAGAUGUGCAUAUACUGUAUGGAAAAUUAUGAUUAUGCAGGACUAUAAAUGGAUUAUUCAUCACUGUCGAUACUG